Messenger RNA from Theileria equi strain WA, 408 nucleotides. RefSeq lists its product as hypothetical. The transcript is spliced from 2 exons. Lineage: Eukaryota; Apicomplexa; Aconoidasida; Piroplasmida; Theileriidae. The coding region runs from base 1 to 408 and encodes 135 amino acids. The record is from RefSeq and is a predicted model, not a curated record.
AUGCUUGGCUUUAAGAAAAAGAAUGGUAGCCCUCAAAACUAUGUGUAUUAUGGGAGAGGUGAAGAUAAGACUAGAUGGACUGUUAUUCCUGGAAAUACUAAACUGGAAGGUGAUAAUCUCACUAAUCAACUCAAGAAGUUGAAGGAGAAACUUGAGAGACCUGUAGAGGAAACUCAAAGUAAAUCCACUGGACUUUCAACAGGAGCUAAGGAUGUAAGACUCUUUGUAGAACGCGGGUCAGUACCAUUUCAAGAGAGCGAGGACAUCAAGGCGCUCAUUGACCUUCUUGGCAACUACACGAUUGGUGAGGGAGUUUUGUCCAGAAUGAGACUGCAGGUCUUGUGUUUUUAUAAAAUCGCAGACAAAAGACCAAAUUUGGCACUCAAAGGACACAUUGACACCCAGUAG